Molecule: messenger RNA, 722 nt
Organism: Vanrija pseudolonga
Lineage: Eukaryota; Fungi; Basidiomycota; Tremellomycetes; Trichosporonales; Trichosporonaceae
Gene: cya-4
Product: Cytochrome c oxidase polypeptide 5, mitochondrial
Exons: 4
Coding region: 124-645 (173 amino acids)
Biological process (GO): mitochondrial electron transport, cytochrome c to oxygen
Source: RefSeq, a predicted model, not a curated record
CACCCAUCCACAACCCAUCCAACCACUCACACCAGACCCAACUCACCACUCAUCCCCGGCCUCUUACCCACCCCCCUCCCCCCCCUCUUCCUCUCCUUCCCAAAAGGCUAGGCCCCCCUCACCAUGUCCCUCCUUCGCACCGCCGCCCUCCGCGCCUCGUCGGCCGCCCCCCGCUUCGCGACCCGCGCCGCAUCCACCUCGUCGAUCCACGUCGUCUCGAGCCGCUCCAACGAGUCGGCCCCCCUCCUCUCCAACAUUGAGGCCUCGUGGGCCAAGCUCCCCGCCGCUGAGCAGUACGAGGUCCACCAGCAGCUCGAGGAGCUCCAGAAGAAGGACUGGAACGAGCUCACCGUCGACGAGAAGAAGGCUGCCUACUGGGUUGCUUUCGGCCCCCACGGUCCCCGUACCCCCGUCAACCCCCCCGGAAACUCCAUCCGUGUCUUCGCCGGUACCCUCGCCGCCGUCGGUGUCGCCCUCGGCCUCUUCGCCCUUGCCCGCUCGCGUGCUCCUCCCCCCGUCAACACAUGGAACAAGGAGUACCAGGAGCAGAUGACCGAGUACAUGAAGGAGCAGAAGUCGGACCCUAUCACCGGUAUCAGCUCGGAGGGCUACAAGGGCAAGGGUAUGGUCAUGGUCGACAAGUAAACAAUUUCACCGAUGGGCAGUUAUGGAGCUGUCUGUUCGUAGCGAAAACAUUUCCAGGAUGAAUGGGAUUUGCAUAG